This is a messenger RNA of Seminavis robusta, 2234 nucleotides long. Lineage: Eukaryota; Bacillariophyta; Bacillariophyceae; Naviculales; Naviculaceae. The record is from the annotation of a GenBank genome assembly.
GCUAGAUAGGGUAACCAGCUACCUGUACCGGUAGGAUAUCCUUGACCUUCUGGGACCUAAAGUCCGUCGAAGGGACAGAUCGAUCCGCAGAAAGAGACCCGGAGAUCCAAAGCAAGUUGAAGUCUCGCGAUCAGCCAUGUCAUUGUAUCUCCUUCCACAUCAUCCCACAUUCCACAUGGACAGGUAGAAUCUCAAAGAACCAAAUAGAAUUUCGGAGCUGGAGCUGUUGAAACUUCAACAACUAUCCUAGCUUUCCCAAUGGUUAGCAAUUACGCAAGAUUAGUACCAGUGGCUACCUGUUGACCAGUGACAUGGGUGAUGCUAGGGUGAGGGCGAAUCGUACGCCGUUUGCAGCACACUGGCUCCGAGGAACCCGAGAAGGGCCGAACAACACCCAAGGAGAAAACACAACACAAGCAACUUCACCUGUGAGCAUUCGUCGGCGAGCAUUCUGGAAGGAAGACACACUACAGAUACCACAAGCAAGCAAGCAAGCAACAAUCUAUUCUUCUCUCUUAUAAAACUCUAGUUAGCUAUAUACAAGAUGAGAUUCAGCAGUGCAGCGUUGGCGUUUUCUCUGGUGGUGGUUGGUGCCUUGAGCCCCUCGAGUGCGUUUGUGGCGUCUCCUGCCAUCACUUCUUCCAGAUCAUCGGCAGCCGUAGCAACUCCUGCUACGGCUCUCUCCAUGGUGGCCACCAACGAGGUUGUCACGAGCGAAGCCAAGCCACGAAAGACACGAGAGGAACGUCUCCAACUGGCUUCCAAGGGUCUUCAAGUCCACGUGGUCGGUCUCUCCAUUCACCACUGCAAAGUAGAAGUCCGUGAGAAAUUGGCCAUUGCCGAAGCCGAGUGGAAUGCCGCUUCCAACGAAAUUAUUGCCGAUGGCGUCGUGGCCGAAGCGGCCGUCUUGAGUACCUGCAAUCGCUUUGAAGUCUACUACUCGGCAUCCGAUCCUCGCGCCGCCAUGGCCAGUGUCACGGAAUACUUGGCCCAACGAUCCGGUCUUCCCGUGUCGGUCCUUCGUCAGAAUCUAUUCAUGCUGUCGGGAGACGAUGCCGUCUGGCACAUUAUGCGAGUCUCGGGAGGAUUGGAUUCCCUCAUUGUGGGAGAAGGACAAAUUCUAUCCCAAGUUCGUCAGUGCUACUUGCAUUCCGUCGAAGAAGAUGGAUGCGGUGGAAAAGUCUUGGCCCGGCUCUUGAACAAUGCCUUGGCGGCUGGAAAGCGCGUUCGUUCCGAAACGGCCAUUUCCAAGGGAUCCGUCAGUAUUUCCUCGGCCGCCGUCGAACUCUCCGAAAUGCUCUCCAUGCCUGACUUGAAUCUGCCCUUUUCGGAAGCUCGUUUGACCGUCGUGGGAGCCGGAAAAAUGACCCGAUUGCUCGUUAUUCACUUGGCAUCGCGUGGUUUGGAAAAGAUUACCAUUGUCAACCGAUCCGUGGGACGACCUCAGGAACUCCAGGAAGAGUUUCCCGAUGUCGAUAUUGAAAUCAAAUUGAUGGAUGACUUGUGGGAUGUCGUGGGACGCUCCGAUAUUGUCUACACAGCAACUUCUUCCGUCGAUUAUGUUGUGGACGAACAAAAACUAGAAGAAAAUGGAUUGGCCAGUGGAAGACCUUUGAUGUUGGUGGAUAUUUCCGUUCCUCGUAAUGUCAACGAUGACUGCAAGAAUAUUGAAAGUGUUACGGCCUACAGUGUCGAUGACCUCAAGGCUGUUGUCGCCAAGAACACUGCCAUGAGACAACGCGAAAUGAUCGAAGCCGAAAACCUCCUCCGGGAAGAAGCCGACGCCUUUAUUGGCUGGAGGGAGUCUCUGUCGGCCAUCCCCACUAUCAAUCAACUCCAGGAACGUGCCAACACGUUCCGUGAGGAAGAAUUGCAAAGGUGCACUCGCAAACUCUCCAAUGCCAACUUGAACGAUAAGGAAUUGGAGGCUGUCGAACGCUUGUCCAGGGGAAUUGUCAAUAAACUCUUGCAUGGACCCAUGGCACAUCUGCGCAAGACAGAAUCGGUAGAGGGAAAACAGGCUACUUUGAAGGAAUUGAAUGCCAUGUUCCGCCUCGACGAGGAAGCUAAUGGACGUGGAAGAAGCAACCGCAGAAGAUAGAUGGGUUGUCUUCUUACUACUACUCUAGAGAGAAAUGGAAAUCGUGGCGGCUAAUGCUACGCUACGUGUACAGUAAACAACAAACAAAACAAAACCUUACAGUAAUUGCCUAUAGAUUCAACCUUCUGUCUUC